Molecule: messenger RNA, 5222 nt
Organism: Melanotaenia boesemani (Boeseman's rainbowfish)
Lineage: Eukaryota; Metazoa; Chordata; Actinopteri; Atheriniformes; Melanotaeniidae
Product: leucine-rich repeat and fibronectin type-III domain-containing protein 4
Exons: 7
Coding region: 110-3241 (1043 amino acids)
Molecular function (GO): protein binding
Source: RefSeq, a predicted model, not a curated record
CACACACCUGCGCACACACACACACUUAAACCUGGAUAACAUGUGGAGCUGAUUCGGAUUAUAGAGCCGCACAGACGGAAAAGGUCUGUGGAUAGCCAGGCCUUCUACCAUGCCUGUCCCCCCACCCCUCAAUCCCCGCAGACAAACACACCUGCCCCACACAAACCUCCACCCUGAACAGAGAACAGAGCGCUCCAGCUUCACGUCUCCCAUCCCUCCAUCCAUCGUCUCUAUCUCACUACUCCCCCCUCCUCUCAUCUCAUCUUUUCCCUCCUCAUCACAUCUCAUCCACUGGGCCUGCCCCAGGGCAACAAAGAGAACAAUUCCAGACUCUGUCACCUUCCCUGUGUUUCACUGGCUGACUCUGGUCACAUGCUGCCUGCUGCCUUCUCUGAUCGGAGCUGGGGAAACGUGGGGUGUGGUCUCGGCCUGUCCUUUCCACUGUGUGUGCCGAAACCUUUCCGAAUCCCUCAGCACACUCUGUGCCGACAAAGGCCUCCUGUUCGUCCCUCCGCAUGUUGACCGUCGAACGGUGGAACUACGACUGGCUGACAACUUCAUCACCGAAGUGGGUGGGAAUGACUUUGUCAACAUGACUGGAUUGGUUGAUUUGACUCUGUCCAGGAACACAAUCCACCUAAUUCGACCAAUGACCUUUGCUGACCUGGAAAGUUUGCGCUCGCUGCAUCUGGAUGGUAACCGCUUAACAAUAAUCGGACCCAGGGAUCUAGCAGGUUUGGUCAACCUCCAACACCUCAUUAUCAACAACAACCAGCUAGUUAAAGUCUCCGUCCAGGCUUUUGAUGACUUCUUGCUUACCUUGGAGGACCUUGACCUGUCUUACAACAACCUCAGAAGGGUACCCUGGGAGUCCAUUCAGAACAUGGCCAGCUUGCACACUCUGAACCUGGACCACAACUUAAUAGACCACAUAGCAGAAGGAGUCUUUGGAGAGCUUUAUAAGCUUGCACGGCUGGAUAUGACCUCCAACAGGCUGCGAACCCUGCCUCCUGACUCACUCUUUGCAAGGUCUCAAACAGGUGCAGUAAGUCCCACACCCUACAACGCUGUCAUAAGCCUGAACUUUGGUGGGAACCCACUCCACUGUAAUUGUGAGCUUUUAUGGUUAAGGCGGCUUAUCCGUGGAGAUGACAUGGAGACAUGUGCCACCCCUGCUCACCUGGCUGGAAGGUAUUUCUGGUCCAUUCCUGAGGAGGAGUUUACUUGUGAACCACCUCUCAUCACUCGACACACCCACAAGCUGUGGGUGCUGGAGGGCCAACGGGCCACUCUAAAAUGCCGUGCAAUUGGAGAUCCUGAGCCGAUAGUCCACUGGGUUUCACCAGAUGAUCGUAUUGUUGCCAACUCAUCCAGGACCAGUUCUUUCAGCAAUGGGACCUUGGAUAUUUUGGUAACGGUCGCCCGGGAUGACGGGGCGUACACGUGUAUUGCAAUAAAUGCAGCAGGUGAAGCAACUGCCAUUGUGGACCUGAAAAUAAUCCCACUUCCACACCGGGGUGGGGUCAAUGGGAACACUGGAAGCAGCAGUGUAAACACAAAGAACAAUAGGAAUGUGACCAACGGGAUUUUAAGGACUGAUCCAGGCUCAUCGGAUAUCAGCACUGGGAAAAAUGGGAUUAACAACAGUGCAGGACGUGGGGGAGAAACCGAGGAUGGGAGGAGAGAUGGAGAAGUCACCGACGGUGACAGUGGAAGGGCCUCAGAAGGGGAGGGGCCAGAUGGAGCAAGCAUGGAGGAGGAUGAUGGGGAUGAGGAGGAAGGCAGGAUGGUUGGAGUGCAGGGCGUGACAUCCACUUCGGCUCAGGUCCGAUGGGAUUUAGGGCGUUUAUCUGAAGCUUACGUUGUCUGGAUGUAUCAGAUACAAUACAACUGCACCGCAGAUGAGACCCUCAUCUACAGAAUCCUGCCAUCUACCAGCGACCGUUUCCUGUUGAAGAACUUGGUUUCUGGUGUGGACUACAACUUGUGCGUAUUGGCCAUUUUUGAUGACUCAAUCACGUCACUGGCAGCAACAAAAGUUCUGGGCUGCGCUUCAUUCUCCACCAAGGACGUUUACCCAGCAUGCCGCUCUCUCCAAGCCCACUUUCUGGGUGGAACGCUCACUAUACUGGUUGGCGGUGUUGUUGUGGUGACUCUACUUGUGUUUACUGUGGCACUCAUGGUUCGCCACCGUGUUUGCAAUCAUGGCGACCACAUGAUUUGUCAUAAUGGCAACAGCGAGGCAGGAAGUGGUGCCUGCUGUCAGGGUGGAGUAGGAGGAGGAGGAGGAGACAAAGGGGGAAAUGGCAGCGGCUGCUACCAAUCAAAUGGCUCUGGAGAUGUGAUGAUGGUGGUCCUGCCCAAUGGUUUGCCCUCCAAGAGGGGAGGGGAGAGGGGAAAGGAGAAGGACAAGGAGAAGGAAAAAGAUGAAGGCGAUCCUGCUUCCUCUAAGCCUCCAAAACUGCCCCCAAAACCCAGGCCAAAGCCUAAAGUCAACCUGGAGCAGUUUCUUUCAGCUGGUGGGGUGGUUUCCACAACAACAGGAGCUGAAAAUGAGAUGGCACUGGUUGUGAGGCAGCGGAAGCAGGACAGGGCAUUACCACACAACCUCGAGAGUGACAGAACUCCCCUUUAUUACUCCCCUUCUCCUCCAUCUACCCUGCCCCGACAGUCACGUUCCAGGGAUCGCCCAAAUCCCCGUCUGGAGCGAGAACUGACAAAUCGAGCCAGUUUCUCUCUGGCUGCCCCCUUGAGAGACUCAGAGCUGUUGGACUGGAGAAUCACACCCAGAAGCAGGGACAAAUGGAACUCCUCACAGGCUUAUCAGAGCCCUGUUUCCCCUCUAAGCCCUGCCCGUGGGACUGUUGGCAAACGGCGGCACUCACUGGAUAUGGGUUCCUCUGUUGCCCUAGCAACUGAUGCUGCAGCAACUGUUGCCAGGCACUAUGGUGCUGUAAGUUAUGCCAAGCGGCUGAGCGUGAUCUGGACGAGACGGAGUCAGUCGCUUCAUGGGAUGCUGGUACAAUGCGCAUCGACGACAAGCACAACCUCAUCAACAACCAGUGAUGAGGGUGAAAGUGGUGGGGGCUUUGGGGUUCAUGAUUACCAACGGGGGUACAUCCACGCUUACAACACUACCAACUCAAACUCAAACACUAGGAUAACAACUGGGAAAGAAAGGAGUAGAGAGAAAGGUAAGGGCGGGAAUGGUGCUGAAGAUUUGGAGGAGAGUGUUGUGUAGUCAUGAAAAAGAACACAAUGAAGUUAGAAAAAAGUUUUCAGAGGACACUUUGAAUAGGAAGUUGAUUAGGGAAAGUGAUUAGAGGCUAAAUUAAGGGAGCAGUUAAAGGACGGAGGAUGUGAUUUUAUAUAAGACCAGGCCAAGUGAAUUUAGAGGGAGGGAGGAGUAAAUCUGAAGAGCCUUUAUUUGGCCUGUAAGAAGGCCAGAAAAUAAAAAAAACUAGAAGUAUAAAUGAAGGUUUCCAAGUUCUGACCUGAAGAGUGGAAAGACUGGGGUAGAAAUGAUGAAAGAUGGGCUAAAAAUAGUUUCUCAAAUCGUCAAGCUGAGCUUUUUUAAUGAAUCCUGGCAUACUGGAUAUAUAUAUAUAUAUAUAUUCUUUUUUAUGAAAUUAUAAGAUAUUAUAAGUGUAAGUAGGUACAAAUGGAGAGAUGAAAUCAAAAGGAAAACAUCAGUGGAACAAAGGUUAUAAAGAAGAGUGAGAUGGCAUAAGCUCAGCUUGGAUUCCAGUAAAGCCUUUACACUAACUGAGCUACACUUUUGCUAACACUGCAGUCCUCCAGAGUCCAGACCGCCCCACACCUUCACUGGAUCAAAAACGAUAACAAUGCUGGUAAUACUGGAGAAGCACUUCUAUCACAAAACUACAACAGGGAAAAAUGGAUGACUUAACCCUGCUUUGCUAUUCAGGCUUUUGAUUCCAACUCUGACAGCCAUUUCGAAACUUUCUGAAAUUAAAUGAAUGUGACUUAUGUGUCCUCUAUGUCUGGACAAGGAUUUUGGCUGGCUGUGGCUGCGGAUUAUAUAAAUACAGACUAUGGUGUAUUGGACAUGAUCAAUCAAUACAGGCUGGGUGUAAAAGAAAAAAAAAUAAGAGUGAAACCCAGACAUUAUGAAAAGUAUUGGGAUUACAAUCAAGUCGAUACGGAUUACUAAACAGAGGAGAUGGGGGCAUGAUGGAACAUGUGAGCCAUGCAUUUCUGAAAGACAAGCUCAUACUGCAUGUCAGAUAAUGGACCAGACCAACGAAUAAUGCUAAUGGGUGCAUAAGAGCGCAUGCAUUGAUGUAAAAGGGACUAAAUGUGUGUGCGUGUGUAUUCUAUGCACACGUAUACGAAUGUUUGAGUGGCAAUCCAGUCAGACUCCGUUAAUGCAUAAAAAACCCAGUGUUUUCUGAAUAUGCCAUAAAAAGAAUUAUCUGAUCAUUAGAGAUGAGAGGCAGGACAUCCAAAUUAGACUACAAGUGACAUGUUUAAAGGUUGUUGCAUCACAGCCGGUAUAAACUGAUAAUUUCAGGUAAUGUAGCAUGGCUAGAAAGCAGAAACUGGUAGAGUCAAUCAAAUUUUGAAUUCAUUUUGUGUGAUUUUAGAUUCCUUUGUGCCACAUGGAUUCAAGUUCUAUCCAAACUGAAUGUUUUCAGAGAGGAGGAAGGAACAAACUUACACAAUCACAAUGGACGUCACCAUAAACGUAUCAUUUGAAGACUAAUGGACUACAGAGACUUAUCUAAGAGGAAAAAAAAGCAAAGAGAAAACUUGAAAAGUACAUAUAUAUAUAGAAUAUAUAUAUAUAUAUAUAUAUAAAAUGUUACUUGUUGCACCAUGUGUUUCUGUUUAUCUGAGUUUUCCAGGAGGUGUUGUGAGGAGCAAAUGCAAAAUAUGUGUGUGUGAUUUAAGUUUUGGAUAAAAAUUAUGAUUGGAGCUAAAAAUGCCAACUAUCACUUGGCAGAAAAAUAAGGCUCAAAAGACCCUGAGUAAGCACACAGCACAUCCCAAAACAGUCACAAAUGGAUGCCUACGAAACAGCUAACUGCAUUUAUAAUGACGACUUUUACCCAGUAAUGUUGUUUCCUUUCUGUUUUUAUUUCAUUUUGCCAAAGUCAAAAUUGUUCUCUAAACUUGCUAUUAAUAAAAAUUACAUGUAUGGAACAGUGUGAUUAUCAUUAGAGAAAGGUGUGGGGCAUGUUUGUGUUUGAAAAUUUACA